Molecule: messenger RNA, 3720 nt
Organism: Siniperca chuatsi (mandarin fish)
Lineage: Eukaryota; Metazoa; Chordata; Actinopteri; Centrarchiformes; Sinipercidae
Product: neuronal acetylcholine receptor subunit alpha-7-like
Exons: 10
Coding region: 214-2085 (623 amino acids)
Biological process (GO): chemical synaptic transmission; nervous system process; monoatomic ion transmembrane transport
Cellular component (GO): synapse; postsynaptic membrane; neuron projection
Molecular function (GO): acetylcholine-gated monoatomic cation-selective channel activity; transmembrane signaling receptor activity
Source: RefSeq, a predicted model, not a curated record
UCUCACCCACUCUGUCUCCUCUGCUCUCUCUCCCUCUCCCUUCCUCCUUCUUUCCCUUCUCUGCCACUGCCGGCAUCACACUCUCUCCACUUGUUUUCUACUACCUCUUCAGACCCAGCUCUCUACCUCACUCUCCUUUCUUCACCCUCCCUCAUCUUCUCUCCUUAUUUCUCUCUCUUCCACUCUUUUUCUGUUAAUACAGAGGAAUGCAGUAUGUGGCAGGCUGUGGCUCUCUGGCUGUUGAUACUUGCGACUCUGCUCCGGGUAUCAGUGCAGGGUCCCCACCAGCGAUUUCUGCUCAGGGAGCUGCUGAGGGACUACAACCCCAUGGAGAGACCGGUGGCCAACGACUCCCAGGCUCUCACUGUUCAGUUCUCAUUCACUCUAAUGCAGGUCAUGGAUGUGGAUGAAAAGAACCAGAUCAUCACCACAAAUGCCUGGCUGCAGAUGCAGUGGUACGACCAUUACCUCCAGUGGAACCAAUCAGAGUAUCCUGGAGUUAAGAACCUCCGUUUCACUCCUGACCAGGUCUGGACACCUGACAUAUUGCUUUACAACAGUGCUCAUGAUAAGUUUGAUGCCACCUUUAAGACAAAUGUGCUGGUUAACUCCAGCGGCUUCUGUGAGUAUCUGCCUCCAGGAAUAUUUAUCAGCACAUGUAAUGUGGAUGUGCGAUGGUUUCCAUUUGACAUCCAGCGCUGUGAACUGAAGUUUGGCUCCUGGACAUUUGAUGGCUGGCUGCUGGACAUCCAGAUGAAGGAGGCAGAUGUGUCAGGAUACAUGCCCAAUGGAGAGUGGGACCUAGUGGAGGUCCCGGGAGGUCGUCAUGAAGUUUUCUAUGACUGCUGUGCAGAGCCCUACCCUGAUGUUACCUUUGUGGUGACCUUACGAAGGAGGACCUUGUUUUACGCUCUCAACCUCCUCAUCCCCUGUGUGCUCCUCUCCUCCAUGACCCUGCUGGUCUUCCUGCUCCCUGCCAACUCGGGGGAGAAGAUCAGCCUGGGCAUCACGGUUCUGCUUUCUCUGACUGUCUUCAUGCUAUUGGUUGCAGAGAUUAUGCCUGCCACUUCAGAUUCUAUACCCCUGAUAGGUCAGUACUUUGCCAGCACCAUGGUGAUUGUCGGGAUGUCAGUAGUAGCCACAGUCAUCGUCCUUCAGUUCCAUCACCACAACCCCAACAGUGGACACAUGCCUCGUUGGGUGCACUUGGUUCUGCUGCAGUGGGUUCCUUGGUUCCUGCGGAUGAAGCGUCCGGGAGAGGGAGCGGAGCCGACUCUUUCCAACAGCCAGACAGACUCUCAGAGCAAGACCCUGUCCUCUCCUACCACCACCACUACCACCACCACCAUCCCCACACCAGUGCCCUCCAACCUCCCCCAGAGCCUCAACUCCCUACAGGCCAGCCUGGCUCAGCUCAACCACCCUCUGUCACACUCACUGCCCCACCGGCCCAACUCUCAGGCUGUUAACCUCCCUAAUCCCAGCCACAGAGAUCCCAGCCACAAUCCACAUUCACAGCCCAACGGUCAUCUGCUUUACAUGGGCUUCCAGACUUUCCAGACCACUGCAGAGCUAGAGCCAGUUCAGAGGAGCAGAACCUCAAGUCAUGGGAGGAUUAACAGUGGACUAGGUGGAGGAGAAGGAGAGGGAGCAGCAGCAGGAGGAGGACCAGCUGGAGAUACACCUAUUCAUCACCACCUCCCAUCUUCCAAGUUUGGGAGCCCCCCACAGGAAACUCCUUUGUCCCCAGACCCUGACCCAUCAACCACAUCCUCUGGACCCUGUGGCCUAGAGGCUGUGGCUGGAGCAGGGAGAUCAGCUGCUAUACACACCCACAGCGGUGUGAUUCGAUCUGUGUCAGUAGACAACCAGCUGCAGGCUCUUCUGGGAGAGGUGCAGUUUUUAGUUGAACGCGUUAGGGAGCAGGACCGCCAGCUCAGUUUGGCGGAGCAGUGGCAGUUUGCUGCAGCUGUCAUCGACCGCCUGUUCCUGGUGGGAUUCAGCGUUUUCAACAUCAUCUGUACCAUUGCUAUUCUCAUGGCUGCACCAAACUUUGGAGAAGCACUGUCAAAAGACUUCCUCUGACAGAACAAAAAACACAGAGAUUUGAGAGUGGGAGAUGUUAAGGUAUAAUACAGAUAAAGAUUUGUUGGAAGCACAAUUGCUGUUAAUGACACUGGGACAUACAACAGCAAAUAUUUCCUAUUCAGUAAGCUGGAGUGGACUAUGAUUCAGAAACAUUACGGUGCGAUUCUUAACUUGAAAAGUCUGCCAUUUUUCAUGAUAAAUCACGCUCACAUUUACCGUUCACACAUUCUUUUUGCAAUGGUUUCUGUUGAAGUUUGAUUGAUGUGUUUGUUUCUCCCAAAAGGCAGCACUCCACAGCAGUAAAAAAUUUAAAUAAUCACCUCAUGCCUUGCUCAUUUGGGUGAAUUUUAUUUUCAAGGAAUGGACUGACAACUGAAAUUGAAUUUCAUCAGAGCAUCAAAUGUCUCAUUGGAAUAUCGAUGACGGUUUGUGGACUAAUCAACAAAAUCAUCAGUGAAUUUUUUUUAACAGUUAAAUAAGGAUUUUUUUGGAAUAGUUUAGUGAAUGAGGAUCCCAAAGGAAAUGAAUUUAUGUGAAAACUGGGAAGCAUGACUUCAUUAAAUUUGUUAUAAAGUAUUUGUACUAUCGUCUUGAGAUGCUACAUGGAGAUGCUCAGUAGAAAAACUGGAAACUGAUGUGCUGCAUGUAAAAUGAUGAGCUUUUACAAACAUGCAGGAUUAAUUUCACAGUUUACACUUUCAGAGUUACAUUAAAAUUGACUAUGUUUACUGUUUACUGAUAGUCUUCCAUUGAUUAUCAGUGGACAUUUUUUUGUUACAUGCUUCCCCAAAUUUUAUGAAUACUGCGGUACACACAUUUUGUUACGACUGAGGGGUUUCUCUGCAGGAUUUUAUUAUUUGAUUUUUGUAGAAUUUCAAUUCAAUUCUCACUUUCAUUCAAGGUUUUCCCAAGUGUUUUUUUCUUUUAAUAUGAUGUCCAAAGUCAUUGUGAUCAGUAUUGUUCCACAUGAAUAUUCUGUUCCUGAGAUUAAAAACAGAAAAAGAAGAAUCUUGUCACAAUAAUACAUGCAGUGGGAUGAUGACAUUGGUGAUUAAUUUCUGCAGCACCAUGUUAGCUUCAUAUUAUACUGUAGUGCUUACUAUGAUGCAGAAAACAUACUAAUAUCCCUAGAAAAAUAUGCCAACUACUGCUGAAGGGAUUUAUUUUUAAUUAUUAUUAAAUGAAUUAUUUAUUCAUUUUCGAUAAAUCUAAACUGUGUACAAUGACAUGAUAUCUCAGCUGAGAGGGUUGGAUAAAGUAGUCUCUCUCUUGUUUCAGAAUAUAGGAUACACUUUGAAAACAGCUAGAACAAAGAUUUCAAAGCUUUGGUUUUAUUCGUGAUGUGGAACAUUAUUGUCUUUCUGUACAGACACACAUAAGGUUCAGAUUGCAAUGUGUGAAUGAAGGAAAUUAUAGGUCAUAUCACAAGGUUUUUUAUCUUAUUGACAAACACACCACAGCAUACCUCACACUCUUGUGUAUGCAGAAAAUUAUAAUCUCCACGAUCCUGACUUUGAAUGUAAAUCAUACCAUUUAUUUUGCAGAAGUGUUGGACAUUCGAAUGCCAAUAGGUUGUGACAGACCGAGCUGUGAACAUUGUGAAAUAAACUGUCUCGUCUUUUGUACUCUCUA